UUUUCAAUUUGGAUUUGUGUGCUUUCUUCUACCGUCUACAAUGAACGUGAUCUCGGAUUUCGAGAAAAAAAGUGAAUAAAAUGCAAGCUUUUCGAUGUCCAGUAGUUGUAGUGCUUGGUGCAACAGGAGCUGGAAAGUCAAGACUGGCACUAGAGCUAGGAAGAAGAUUCAACGGAGAGAUUAUAAGUGCAGACUCAAUGCAGGUGUACAAAGGCCUGGACAUCAUAACAAAUAAAGUCACACCAGAGGAGCAGGAGCAAUGCCCCCAUCAUGCACUUGGAAUCGUCCACCCCCUACAGCGCUUCACUGUUGUUGACUUCAGGAAUCGGGUCAUUCCACUCAUAGAUGGGUUGGUCAGUAGAGGAAGAUUACCCAUAAUAGUUGGAGGGACCAAUUAUUACAUUGAAGCCUUGCUAUGGAAAGUCCUGUUGACAAAUGAGGAUAAUGGCAGUUCUGAAGGCCUUAUGUUUGAAACCAGGGGUGAUGUUGAGAAAUUGAGACUCAGACGUAGAGUCAUCCAAGGUAAGAGGUCUCAUGGGAACUCAGAAGGGACCCAUCUCCAAGAAAGAACUCUUUCACCCUCACUGAGAACAACACAAGAGCCACGAAGGAAGCAGGAAGAACAAUGUGAUCUGCAAGUUACAAUACCUCCAGGAAAUGACAGUUUUGUGACAAACAACCAAUCAGAACACACUGAUCAUCAUACAUGUGAAGGAUCGGACCAAUCAGGGUUGGAGAAAUCCAGUGACGUUGACCAAUCAAAGGCCAGGACAGAAGUGGGUUGUGACCAUGCAGAACCAAGAUCAAACCAAAUCAAUAUGAGAACUGACCAAUCGCAUGUCUUGUUACCCAAGAUGCAUGACAAUUCAGGUGAAGUUGGCCAAUCAGAAAACCUGAAAGUCCUUAUCCAAAAGGGUUGUGUCAUUGGAGGUGGUACGGAAGAUGAAGAUAUUGAUUUGGAUGUCACUAAGAUGGAUAGUAGCGAGCUUCAUGAACUCCUACAAGAGAUUGAUCCUCUGAUGGCUGAUAGAUUGCACCCUAAUGACAGAAGGAAAAUAAUCAGGAGCCUACAGGUGUAUGAACAGCAUGGAGUAUGUCAUAGUGAUCUUCUCAAGGAACAGAGAAACCAGGAAGGGGGUAGCCAUCUUGGUGGACCUCUCAGAUACAAAGAUCCAUGUGUCUUCUGGGUUCAGACAGAGCAAUCUGUCUUGGAUACCAGGCUUGACAAGAGAGUAGAUAGCAUGAUGAAUGCAGGACUAGUGAGGGAACUGGAAGAUUUUCACAAAGAGUACAAUGAGCAGAGACUAGCUGGUCAAAUCAGAGAAGAAGAGAUGUACACCCAAGGCAUUUUCCAGUCAAUAGGCUUCAAGGAGUUCCACCCGUAUCUUGUCAUUGAUGAGGAUAGGAAGCAGAGGGACGAGGGUCAGCGGUUGCUCGAAGAGAGCAUCGAGAGGCUCAAGACAGCAACCAGACAGUACGCCCGCAGACAGCUCAAGUGGAUCAGGAAUAGAUUCUUGAAGAGAGGCGAAAAUUCUCCGGCUGUCUUUGGGUUAGACUCCACCAAACCUGAAGAAUGGGACCGGAACGUCCUUGAGCCAGCUACCAGGAUUCUAGAAGCAGUUAUGCAGGGCAAGGAGUCACCGAUUUCUCCACUCCCGUGUGAAGAGCGGAAGGUGAAUGACCUUUCCCAGACCUUUGUGUGUGAUGUCUGCAAGGGGAGACAAUUUGUCGGACAGCAGCAGUGGACAGCUCAUCUUCAAUCGAGAAGACACCAGAAGCAGGCGAGAAAGAAAAGACUGAGAGAACUGAUGGAUAAAGAAGGGUCCAAGAAAGGAGCUUCAUUGUCAUCAUCAGUAUCGUCAUCGUAAUCACCAUCGCUGUCAUCGUAAAUGUUACCCUCAUCACCACCAUCCAGGGACAGAAACUCACAUCAACAGUCCACCUGUAAGAUAGUAGUAUAGGCCGAGAUGAUCCCAACAUGAAAGGUGAAAUCGACGAUAACAUUAAUGUGCAAUAUGUUCUUGAUGAUUCAGUGGUCCGGGGAGGUAGGUGGCAUUUCAUAAAUUUGUUUCAAUGGAUCAAACAAAUUUUAGUUGUUGCCAUCUAUUGGUAAAACAAUUAUGAACGAGGUCCCUUGUUGAUACAAGAGAAUAAAUAAUCAAAAGAAAUGCGUUUUUCUCAUAAUUGGAAUUUUAUUAAUUCUACAUACAUGCCAUAAAACAAACAACAGAUUAUGUAACAAUCCAUACAACUAUGCUUCAAAUUGGACGCAUCCGAGAAUGAAUCAACGAUGGUAUGCCAGGCUUCACGAUCUGACAUGAGAGUUGGUAAAUCAUCUAAGAAACGAUUUGUAUCCCUACGUGUGUAAUCAACAAAAUUUAAACAAUCCUUACACUAUGUCAACUAUGCCAUGUAAGUACCACAUUUAUGUCAAGUAACAAAGUAAUAGUAACUGUGUCUUAACAUGUGAAAUGAUCACUUUCAACUUUGAAAUUGAUUAUUCAUCUAAAAUAUGGGAUUACGUACAUGUAUUAAAAAUACAAAUGCUUUUAGUGCCUCUGUAAUUCCCAUGGCAGAGGUAUAUUCUCCCAACUGUGAAGCAGCAUAUUUCUGUGUAAUAUACAUCUACACUGUAUGAAGUAAAGUUUUUUCUGAAAAUUUGAUCUGGGUCCUGUCUUACAAAAAGUUACGUUUGAUCC
Lytechinus variegatus (green sea urchin) is the source of this 2699-nucleotide messenger RNA. Its product is annotated as tRNA dimethylallyltransferase-like. The transcript is spliced from 9 exons. Gene Ontology annotation, molecular function: tRNA dimethylallyltransferase activity. Gene Ontology annotation, biological process: tRNA modification. The coding region runs from base 81 to 1868 and encodes 595 amino acids. NCBI's taxonomy places the organism in Eukaryota, Metazoa, Echinodermata, Echinoidea, Temnopleuroida, Toxopneustidae. The record is from RefSeq and is a predicted model, not a curated record. Gene Ontology annotation, cellular component: mitochondrion.